This is a messenger RNA of Chlamydomonas reinhardtii, 3023 nucleotides long. RefSeq lists its product as uncharacterized. The record is from RefSeq and is a predicted model, not a curated record. Gene Ontology annotation, biological process: nucleoside diphosphate catabolic process. Bases 267 to 2702 code for a protein of 811 amino acids. Gene Ontology annotation, cellular component: membrane. Lineage: Eukaryota; Viridiplantae; Chlorophyta; Chlorophyceae; Chlamydomonadales; Chlamydomonadaceae. Gene Ontology annotation, molecular function: nucleoside diphosphate phosphatase activity. The transcript is spliced from 9 exons.
GUAUACAUUUAUUUUUCUGAGCACCAUAUUAGGAGCCCUCGCGGCGCCGAACGUUUCCUAUUCGUCUUUUGUCCGCUGCUGAUUCCCUGCCGCUGCGCUUAACUACAGCGCUUUACAACUGGAAUUGAGGAUGAAGCGUGAUGCAAUCAUCGAAAUCUGCGCUGCGACUUCUAGUCUUAGGCCCCUCAAUCGCUGAGGACGCAGCGGGCAAGCAGUCUUUCACAAAAAGCGUUAAGAGGCAUAUCAACCGCUGCCGGCUAUGGCUGAUGGGGGCGAGCAAGGGGCAGGCUGCUUUGCUACUGCUGGGCCUGGGGGGUCUGACACUGCUGUCCCUCGUCGUGCUGCUUCAAGUGGCGCUGCGGAUAGAACGCGGAGCAGAGCAGCACGGAGUGGACAAGUAUGCUGUAUACAUUGACGGCGGUAGCUCCGGCACGCGCGUGCGCGUGUUCCGCUACCGGUCCGCCCGCUGGCCGGAGUACGUGUCGCUGGUGCUGCCGGAGCCCUCUAGCGCCAUAGAGCCUGGCCUGUCCGCGUACGCCGACCGGCCGGUGCAGGCGGCUGACAGCCUGCAGCCGCUGCUGGACUUCGCGUAUGAGCACGUCCCGGCGGACGUGUGGCCGGUGACGCCUGUGCGGCUGCUCGCCACUGCGGGCCUGCGGCUGCUGACGGACCAGCAGCAGUCAGCCAUCCUGGCGGCCUGCAGUUCGCGGCUGGCGGCCUCGCGCUUUGCCUUCGAGCUAAGCUGGGCGCAAGUGAUUGGCGGCGAGCUGGAGGGCCUGUACGGCUGGGCGGCUGUCAACUACAUCACGGGGGCACUGCAGGAGGCGUCCGGCCACGCGCACCACAGCCGCAAGGAGGUGAUCGACCCGGCGCAGCUGUUCACGGGCAUUUUGGAGAUGGGCGGCGCCUCCAUGCAGCUCACCUUCCUGCCGCCCGCGCACGAGAAGCUGCCGGAGCACCACGGCUCGCAGCUGCACCUACCGGGCGUGCCGUCGCGCCUGUACGCGCACAGUUACCUCGGACUGGGCAUGGAUGCGGCGCUGGCGCGUGCGGCCGACUUCGUGCUGGAACACAGCCGCACGAUGAAUGGCACUAGUAGCAGUGUCAUUAGCAGUAGCAAUAGCGGCGGAAGCAACCAAGGGCGUGUGCUGACGGCGAUUGCGGAGAGCGAUGCGAACGCGGCGGAUGCAGCUGGCUCAAUAUCCGACCCCUGCCUUCCCAUCGGGUACGUGACGGACGACGGCCGCCACGGAAACGGCUCCUUCAGCCAGUGCCUGGACGUGGUGCACCGCAUCAUGCCAGACCACAACUGCUCCGCGCCGGCGCCGGCGUCCGCGCUCGGGAGGCACGGCGGCGGCGGCGGCAGCGGCGGCGGCGGCGUCACUGGCAGCGCCCGGGCGGCGGGGCUAGCGCACACGGGCCGGACGCUGUCGUCUGAAGCGGACGCGGCGGCGGCCGGGCGGUCGCAGUCGGGUGCAGGCUCAGGCAAGGCGGGUGGUGAGGAGGACGUGGUGCCGUCAGAGAGCUAUGGCAACGAGGAGGAGGUGGUGUUGCCAGGGGACAAUGACGGCAGUGGCGGCAGCAGUGGCAGCGGGGGUACCGAAUCCGAAGCCGGUGGGCACGGCGGGCACGGCAGUGAUGGUGUCGGCGGCAGUGGCGGCGGCUGUGUGCUGCAGGGCAGCUACGUGCCGGCCCUGGCGGGGAAAUUCGUGGCGGUGGAGAACUUCGCGUGGACGGCUCGGGCGCUGGGACUGCCGUCGAGGUCGACGCUGCGGGAGCUGCGCGAACACGGCAACCGCUACUGCUCGCGGCACUGGUCCAGCCUGCAUGCGGAGUUCAGCGGCCACAUACCCGACCAGUUCCUGGUCCGCUACUGCUUCGGUGCAGCCUACAUCCUGGCGCUGCUGCACACCGGGCUGGGCUUUGGGCUGGACGACAGCCGCCUCACCUGGACCAACACCGUGCCGCACGCGCCCAGCGGCGAGCAGGUGCCGCUCAACUGGGUGCUGGGCGCGGCGGUGGUGGACGCCAUGAACGCGGCAGGGCGCGGCAGCGGCGGUAGCGGAGGUGGAGGCGGGGGAGGGUCGGCUAGGUUUUGGACGCAUGACGAGGGCUCCCGGGCGGCGCUCAAGGCGGGCUCCACAGUGCUGGUGCUGCCGCUGGCGGCGCUGGCCGUGAUGGCGCUGGCGCUGGCGCUCCGGCUGCGAGGCAGCGCCAGUGCGACAGCCAAGGGCUCCGCCAGCGGGCGGGCGCACGGGGUGGCGCUGCAGGCCGCCACGCCCGGCAUAGCGUUGGGCUCCGGCGCCGCCGGCAAGGGAGGCGGAACGCGGCCGAGCCGUUACACCGGCGGCGUGAUAACGCCGCCGGGCGCGGCACAUUUGCCGGGUGGCUGGACGAGUGCUAUGGCGCCGGCGGGGACAGCUCCCACACUGGUGCCUGACAUGCCGGAGGCGGCAGCGCAGGAGCCGGGGUUAGGCAGGCUGUCAAUAAGCGAGGCGCGGGCCAGCUUCGGAGACAGCAGCGGCCCGCCAGGGUUAGACGGCGCGGUGGUGGGCUUCGUAUCUGGACGCGUCAGCGCCCUUCGGGCGCAGAGCGGUGGAGGCGGCGGCACCACCAUGCGGCGCAACCCAAGCUUCAUUACGGUGGUGAUUGGGGACGGCGGCUCGAGCGCGGGGCAGGGCGCGCCGCACGGUGGCAGGUAAUGACACGGUUUCAGAGGCAUGCAUCCUGGCUAUGCGGUAGUGAGCGGACCGACGAAGGAAGUGAGCCACGUGCAUGGAACGCGAUAAUGUGCGCGGAAUGCAGCUGAAUGCUGGGGUAGGCAAUGUCAAGGUGGUGCUAGCUGGGGUGGCAGGCAGCAGCGGUGGUGCCGCGACAGCGUCGGUGGUGCACCCUUAAAGAUGGUGCUAGCUGGGUAGUGCUAGCUGGGUGGGCGUGCGUUCUGACACCUGUUCUGGAAAGGUCAUCGUGGAGAUGACCAAAGGCCGCCAGGUUCCACUGUCAAGUUUUGUGCCAGAACAAUA